This is a messenger RNA of Meleagris gallopavo (turkey), 1994 nucleotides long. The record is from RefSeq and is a predicted model, not a curated record. Lineage: Eukaryota; Metazoa; Chordata; Aves; Galliformes; Phasianidae.
CUGCUCGCUGCUCGAGCUCCCGUAGCGCCGGCCGUGCUGGCUCUGGAGGAGGCGGCGGCGUGGUGGUGAGGUCCGCGUGUCGGUGCUUCCCGGCCGGCAGGGUCUUUAGCAUCUGGUACCGUUCCUUUUGAGCUCCGUCAGGUUGAUCGGGGAUGGCCGCCAGCAGUGACAGCAUGCGGAGGGCUGGGACGGCCGCCUGUGAGCCCGCAGAGGAGAAGGCUGUGCUGGUGCAGGCUCCCGCCCAGCUGCUGAGCUCCGCGGCUGUGAGGCUCAGGCUCGCGCCUUCCCAGGGCCAGCACGGACCGAGCGUCCUGAAGACGAGAGAAAACCCGGCGAUGUCUUUGCCUCGCCCAGCCCGCCCGUCCCCAGAGCCAGCAGUGGUGCAAGACGCGUGGCUGGCAGACCUCGUUGCGGGGUACCAGAAGGGCGCAGUGAACCCAGUGUCAGCCCUGCACCGCUUUGCACAGAGGUACAGCAUGCAGCUUGAUUUUAAAGAGACCGGUGUGGCAGGACACACCAUAAGUUCUUAUUUUGGCAUUAGUGCUGUGUUGGAUGGUGUUUACUACAAGACUGGAUUGGGAAGAAAUAAGAAGGAGUCUAAGCAGUGUGCAGCUAAAUUGGCUCUUGAUGAACUGCUUAAGUUGGAGUAUAUGGUGGCACCAGCUUCUGGAAAGUCAAGUCCUCCCCGUAUUCUGGUUGAGCCUGAAACUCCAACAAGCUCUAUUGAUGUUUCAAGGAUCAGUUUUGAAGGACGACACCAUAUAUAUCAGAAAUUUUCACAGACAGUUGAAGGAGUAUUUAACAGCCUGACUGCUGAAAAUCCUGAGUACCAAAGCUGUGGCAGUUCACUGGCUGCUUUCAUCAUUGAGAAAGGUGGAGAGCAUAAAGUCGUAGCUCUAGGAACAGGAGACUGUAAUUACAGCAAUGAUUAUUCACCUGAGGGAAGAGUGGUGCACGACAGCCAUGCCAUUGUUACUGCACGACGUUCUCUUCUCCGAUAUUUUUAUCGACAUCUUUUGCUGUUCUACAAUGAAAAUCCAGCACACAAAGAGCAAUCCCUGUUUUGCACAGCACCUGACUCGAAGCUGCUUACCCUGAAGCGGAAUAUAAGUAUCUAUCUCUAUAUGAGUCAGCUGCCAAAAGGAUCUGCUCAGAUAAAAACACAGUUUUGUCUUAAUCCACAUUCUCUAACUGCUUGCCAAGCUGCUGAAGAACUGUGUCUCCAUGUUGCUAUAGAAGGCAAAGUUUAUCUUUCUCUUUCUUGUCCUUCUAAAACUGUGAGAGUAAUCAGUAUGUCAGCUAGUGACAAGUUAACAAAAUGGGAAGUGGUUGGCGUUCAGGGAGCGCUGCUGAGUUACUUCAUUGAACCAGUGUAUAUCAACACUAUUCUUGUAGGAAAUGGAAAUUGCAGGAGUUUGAAGGGAUUAGAAAUAGCUAUAAGACAACGUAUCGACGAUGCGCUCACAUCAAAACUUCCAGUGCUUUACGUGGUCAACAGAUCAUUUACUUACUUGGUGAACACCGUACAACCAGUUCAAGUGAAUGUGAAACAGAGGUCUCUUAGUUUGAAUUGGAUGUUGUCAGAUGUGCAGCUGGAGGUUGUGGAUGGGCUAAAUGGAAAAGUCACUGAAAGUUCGCCGUUUAAAAGUGGCUCUUCCAUGGCAAGCCGCCUUUGUAAGGCAGCAAUGCUGAGUCGUUUCAAAUGCCUUGCUGGGCGAGCAAAACGAACUGACCUGCUUCAAGUUGCUACGUACCACGAAGCUAAGGUCAAGUCUCAUUUGUAUCAGGAAGCUAAAAAGUUGUUGCACAGCUACUUAGAACAACACGGUUAUGGAUCCUGGAUUGUGAAGUCUCCACAUAUAGAACAGUUCACUGAAUGAUUGCAAGAUGGAUUCUAUAUGGAGUCCAUUUUCUUUUGGUAAAAAUGAGAUGCUAAUUAGUAAAAAGUUUAGCUGUUAGUAAAAUGUUUCACUGUUGGGUUCAUGUUCGCGGUU